Molecule: messenger RNA, 3510 nt
Organism: Emericellopsis cladophorae
Lineage: Eukaryota; Fungi; Ascomycota; Sordariomycetes; Hypocreales; Bionectriaceae
Product: N-terminal acetyltransferase B complex subunit-like protein
Exons: 10
Coding region: 1-3510 (1169 amino acids)
Source: RefSeq, a predicted model, not a curated record
AUGCAACGAAUGAAGCCGUCUCUCAAGGAUGGAGUUGAUCUUCAACUUCAGACAGCGUUUGCCAAUGGCAACUGGCCGCUGGCGGCGCGGCUGGCCGAGAGCAGAUUGAGGAUGACGAAGGAUCCGUACUACGAGAUUGUCCAAGUAUGUGCGCAAUGUCAAGUUGACGAGCCAUCGACCAAGUUUGCUGCGGUUGCCGCCGUGUCCAGACUACUCCGCGACAAACACCCCGCAGCAGGAGAUUUUAACGCACUGAGUCUACUCGAAUGGGCGUCAAAGAGCACGGCCUCGCCGACAUUCUUUGUGGAGAGCAUCGGUCCUCUGCGCGCCCAAGCUGUCAAGGGUCGCCCCAAGGACAAGCAUGCCGCAUUGCAAUCACUCGAGUCGUGCUUGACUCAUUGGGACUUGAGAAGUGCUCAGCAGAUCGCAGCUGUACUUGAUCGGUCAUAUCCCCAGGAACGACGGUAUCUCUUCUGGAACAUCGCACUCACGUAUCUACUGUCGACGUCGGAUCAAGCCGAACAGCAACAAAAGCGCCUUUACGGGACACUUGCUUUGAAACAGAUCCAAAAAGCUGCCCAGGUUACGGAGCAGGUCCAGUCAGAUGACAAAAAUGUUUCAAGUGAUUCGUACCGAGGCAUCCGCACGGCUGAGGAGAAAUGGCUCUUGUACAAGAUUGUGGAAACACAUGGCUCAAAGGCCGAGUAUGAAGCACUCGCCUACAGCCACAAGUUCGGGCCGUUGAAUCAGCUACGGCAGGGCGACAAGACUCUAUUUGCCAAAUAUACUCAAAAGCUUUCUGCAGAUGGUAAUUGGGCCAAGGCUUACUCACUGUGCGAGGAUGCGCUCUUGAUGAAGACGGAGAAGGGAACACUUGGGUUGCUCGCGUGCGACCAUGAUACACUGGAGUUGCUUGUUACGGCCGCUGGCCACGCCUGCGGCGGCGACGCUCGCAAGAAGGUUGGCAAAAUUCUGUCCACGCUCCUGAGCGUCCCUGGACUUAGCUCGAUCCACAGACGCAAUAUCCUUUUGGCUCGUGUGAACGUCACGUUCACACUGCUCCCUAAACAAGAGCCCACGCUGACAACAGACGGCUCGAACAAAUACCUCCUGGACCUAUGCGGAUACAUCCGUGAUCAGUGGAGCAGUCCUUCCUGCUUCGAGGACAUCAGUCGAUUCCUGGACCUCCUCGAUCAUGACUCCCUGCGGCUGCUUGUUCAUGAGCUUCUUCCAAACAUUCAAGUCGAGAACGAACUUGACAAAGCUGGGCAAUGGAGGGUACUGCUCUUAAAGGUGGAAUACCUGGCGUCUACGACGCGCCGCUGGGAGGAUGGACUAGGAGAGUUGCGCAGUCGCAUCAUCGGCUUUUACGAAGAAGCCAACGCCUGGUCUAGUCCUGGAAAUCGCACAGUCUCUACGGAUCUCGCCUUGUUGGCGGCAUUUUGUGACAUUCGGCUGGGAACAUCAGAACAUCUACUCCAUGCCACUCUACUCUUGGAGCAUCAGCUGUCCCUCGAUACCUCGCAGACCCAGCUCUGCUUGGUGCUUAUGCAGCUCCACCUCGCUCUUGGGUCGGUCAAGCGAGCGCGAGAGCUUUGGGAUGGAUUGGCUGUCAAGCGGUCGACCAUUGACGCCCUGGGACCGCUGUUCUAUGACCGCUUGUCGACGGUGGCACCGAAGAUGCUGUCGCCGAUGGACGAUAUGGGGUGGAAACUCAUGGACACGUUUGUCCAUCAUUAUGAGCAGUCACUCAAAACCCCGAUGCACCGCCGCCUUGUUGAUACCUUGUAUUCGGAGGCCUACAGCUCCAUGAUUGAGAUCCCCUGCUUCGUGCGGAAAUUGAGGUGGAGCACCACUAGAGCCAUCAGUCUCGUCGAGGAAUCAAGGGUUGGGCGCUUGAAUGGCCUCGCUCAGCACGAUGUGUUUUCCGACCGCCGAUUCACCGACUUGGUAGACACUACAAGUCUACACUCGAAGAUCGACUACGGAGCAUUUCCAAUGUGGGACAGUCAAGAGGCGGUUCCGAUACACGUGCUUCUUCGAUACGGUCCAUCGCCCAGGGCCCGUCGCGUGCAAUGUGGUCUGAUCACCGAGGCCUUUCACGAUUUGUGGGGUGAUAAUUCAACAACACCUGGAUACAAAGUUCCUCGCUUGUCUACGCAAGGCGACUGCGCCUUCGCAGCUGAGACACUUGGGCAAUUGAGCAAUACUUUGGACAGGUUGCUUCUGGCUCAAGAGGACGAUCUGACCCCUGCGGAGGCUACCUACUACGAACUACUCGGUGGUGUCUGUCUGCUGAUUGAACUGUGCAGCAACGACCAACAGGCCCCCGGGGUAGUAGACCCUGUCAUAUCGCAAUUACUCGAUGCGGUUGUCGCUGGCUUGGCUGGCCUUGGCGCUAGUCUGCCCAAAGCACAAGAUGAGGGCAUCGAACAUGUGGCGGCGACGAUGCGGUCCAUGCAUACGAUUGGCAUGUGCCGUGAAGCUGCCUCUACUGUUCAGAUAGCGAUGAAGCUUUUGCAUGAACUGCGUGAGCAGGACAAAGAGCAGGUCAACAUCUUCGGUGGGCGACAUCAAUCGAAAGCUCUUUCAGCGAAGAUUGAGUCUGUGCAGCAAUCAGCAGGGACCGCAGCUACCCAGGCGCAAGAUUGCAUUGCAUCCCUGGGCGGUUACACUGUCGAUCAUCUACAGAGCCACAUGGACGCGUGGCUACUGCGGACCGGAUUCCAGUUGGAGGGCCCACAGCUCCCUUCCGACUUCACGCUUCCGUUCGAUCAAAGCCGCUCGAGCAAGUCUACCAAAUACAAAACUCUGAUUCCUAUCUUGGGGCAUAUAUUUGGCAUCACCAAACUCCGGGGACUUGAGAAAUUGGAGCACAUGUGGGGCGAAGACGACGACGACCUGGACGCGGACACUCCCCAGCUUCGAGGCCCCCCUACGUAUGGCGCCAAGUUUAUCGAGUCACUGUGGAAGCUCGCUUCUCACAGCUACAUGGAUCAGUUGGCGCAUGACCCCAAUGUUCCGGAGCCCAAGACUGCCGAAGCAUUGUUUUUCGAUUACAUACUGCAGAACGCCGAAAACGUCAGCAACACCUCGUGUCUCAACUUUGUCGUGGAAAUCAAAGCGGUACUGGCUGCGAUCAGGCAGCUGGAUGAGUUGGAAUCAAAAUCGGCCGUUCGCGCCUACGACGGCAUGCCUAUCAUGCCGCUGCAGAAACGCGUCGAACUCAUCUCGAAGAUACAAGGCCUGCAAAGCAUGCGGCGGGAAUAUUGUCAAGCUGAGGAAUUCAGUCCAAAGCUGAAUAAAGGCGACCUGGAUCGAAUGCUGUACAGUGUUGUCGAUGAAGUGAAUCUGCAGCGCGCAAAGGCCGACACUCGGAGACACGAGACCAUGGAACACUUGAAGGAGAUGGACGAGCUGGGUAAAAAGCGAAAGGCUAGCGGGGAAAGGGUUGAAAGAUUACUCAAGCGCCUUAAGAAAUGCGAGUCCCGGGAAGCUGCAGCUACGUGA